AUGAUUUACAAAAAUAUAAAGAAUUAAUAACUGAAAAUGUUGACAAAAAAAUUAUUCAAUAUAUAGUUUUUCAAUAUGAAUAUACUAAAACAAGUAAAAAACAUAUUCAAGGAUUUGGUAUGUUGUGGACGCAAUUGAGAUUGGGAAAUUAUAAAUAUGGUAAAAAAACUUCAACAAUUAAAAGUAUUUUUCAAAACGAAGAAAUGCAUGUUGAUUAUCAUAAUAGAACAUUUGACGAUGCAAUUAGAUAUUGUAAGAAAGAUAGAAAUCAAUGUUCAAAACAUCAUCCUUAUUGCAGAUGUGAUUUUUUUGAUUUAACAAAAAUAUGUGAUAAAUGUAACGAAAAUUGUUUGGAAUUUCGAACGUUUGCACGCAUUGAUGAUAAUUCCGGACCCUUUGAAUUUGGAGAAUUGCCAAUGAGUCAUAAUGCUGAAGGUUUUAAUCAACAUUUAGAAGAACAAAAAAAAAUAUGUAAACAAACAAUUGAAGAUAUCAAAGAACAAAUCAAACCGAUAAAUGAAAUUGUUAUAGAUGCUUUUGUUAAUUCAGGAACAGCACCGCAUAUUAUCAAAAAAACUUUACAACACGAUUCAACUGGAAAGGAUUACUUGACACAAAUACUUUUUCCUGACGCAUAUCAUAAGUCGCAAAAUGACGGAAUAUGGUUCAAAGGAUAUGACGAAAACAAAGUUUUCGUGUUUGAUGAUUUUUAUUGUCACAAUAUGGAGUUCUCGACUCUGUUGAUAUUAAUCGAUAAUAAACCACAUACUGUGCAGAAAAAAGGCAGGCAUCUGAACUUUUGUUCAUUUGUAAAUAUAUUCACAUCAAAUACAUCUUUGCGAAAUCAAUAUGUCUAUUUCGAAGAUACCCCAUAUUUUGGAAAUGAGACUGUUAAAAUAAAAAACAAAAGAAAAUAUUCUUCAAUUUAUAAUCGAUUUGACUAUAUUAUUGAAUACAAAAAGUUUAGAAAUGAUGAUGUAUGCUCUUGUGUAUUUGAGUGUCUUUGUUGUUCAGUAAAAAGAAUUUUUCAUAAGGGCACAUAUGAAAAUUUUGGCAAUCUUCGAUUUGGCAUCGAAUUCAAUUCCGAUGUUACUUUUGAACAAAUUGCUUAUAUAAUCGGGGAUCAUAAUACAAUUGAAGAAAGUUAUAAAGAAGGAAAAAUUGAUUAUAUAAUUGAAGAUUUAAAUAAUGACGAAAAAUACGAUUCAGAUACAUCAAUAUCUUCAUUGUCUUCUAACGAUUCUGAAACAACAAGACGUAGAAAAAAAAGAAAAACUGUUUUGUAA
Molecule: messenger RNA, 1286 nt
Organism: Racocetra persica
Lineage: Eukaryota; Fungi; Glomeromycota; Glomeromycetes; Diversisporales; Gigasporaceae
Source: the annotation of a GenBank genome assembly